GUGAAGGAAGAACAAGUGAACGUAUCACACAGAAAUGGCUGUAUGGAUUUUGGCACUGAGCAUUCUGAGCUACUCCUGUGUUACCUGUGCAUUAAGGCAUAAGACAUUUGAUUCGUUCACAAGCAGGACGGAGCUGAGCCAUCUGGCAGUGAACCACGAGACGGGGACUGUUUACUUGGGAGCUGUGAAUUUCUUGCAUCAGCUUACAAAAGACUUGAAAUCGUAUCCCUCAAUAGGUGAUGUAACAACUGGACCGCACAAUGAUAACAAAAUGUGCACUCCUCCCAUUGAUGAAAGCCAGUGCACUGAAGCAAAGUUAACUGACAAUUACAACAAGAUUCUUUUGCUGGACACGCUGGAGAAAAAAAUUGUCGUUUGUGGUAGUCUGUUUAAAGGCAUUUGUUCCAUUAGGGAGCUUGAGAACAUUUCAAACAGAACUUAUUAUGAGAAUGGCAGUGGAGAAAAAUCAUUUGUUGCCAGUAACGAUGAGAAUGUAGCCACGGUAGGGCUUAUAACUUCUUUGGAAAAAGGUAGAAUGAUGUUUGUGGGUAAGGGGAACGGGCUAAGUGACAAUGGGAUCAUAAUUAGCACCCGGCAGCUUUUUAAUAAGGAGGGGAGAGAGAUUUUUGAAUUAUAUGCAGAUCCUGCAGUUAUUAAAUCAGCCUACCCUUCCUCAAGCACACAAGAGUUUCUGUACAUCUUCGAAGACAACCGAUACGUGUACUUUAUUUUCAAUGAACAUUUGAAACAGCCCCUUAAAAACCGGACAAUCGUUGCACGGCUCUGCAAGGAAGACGAACACUAUCAUUCCUACUUUGAAAUGGACCUGGAAUGUAAAGAUGAGAGUGGCCCUUAUAACCAAUGUAAUGCAGUCUAUGCUGCUGUGCCUGGGCAGAUUCUUUUGGACAGUAUCACGCUGUCAAGACAAGAUAAUGUCACCCUAUCAGAAAAAAUACUGAUUGCCCUUUUCCAAAGGAUCAACAAAGAUAAAAAUUCCUUGGAAUCUGCUUUGUGUAUGUUUUCCUUGAGACAGAUCAAUCAAAAAAUGGAAGAAGAAAGGGAUAAAUGCUACAUGAUGCGUGGACUGGGUGUUUUUUACAAACCGUUUGUAGCAGAUAGUGAGUUAUGUACUAGUAAAACUCAGCAGGUUCUUCCUAGCACAAUGUUUCCAUGUGGUUCUGAACAUUUGCCGUACCCUCUGGGAAGCAAAGAGGGAAUUACAACUGAACCUCUGUUGAAAAAGGAAGGUGUUAAGCUAACUGCGGUGACCUUUGCGAUAGAGAAUGAUCACACCGUGGCAUUUGUAGGAACCUCCGAUGGCAGAAUACUAAAGAUAUUUCUGGCUAAUCCUGCAAAAGAGUAUGGUGGUGGUGUGCUUGAAAAAAACCAAGCGAUUAAGAAGGAUCUUGUCCUUGAUGCUCUCCAAGAGCACUUGUAUGUGAUGACUGCAAACAAGGUGUUUCGAUUGCCUGUCCAGGAAUGUGAUAUUUAUUCUACCUGUAAUCAAUGUAUUAACGCUCAGGAUCCUUAUUGUGGUUGGUGUGUGACAGAGGGAAAGUGCUCAAGGAAAAAAGACUGUGAAAGAUCGGGUAGGGUAAAUAAUUGGCUCUGGAGCCCAGAUGGCACUUGCUUGACUAUUACAAGAGCUCAGCCUCAAAAUAGGAGCCGCAGAAUCCCAGGCAAGGUAGAAUUGACUCUAAGCCCUAUGCCAGACUUAAAUGAAGAUGACCAGCUACAGUGUCACUUUGGCGAAACGAGUCAUCAGGCUGAGUUAAUAGAUGAAGCUAUUAUCUGUCGUCCUCCAGAGGUAAUCCCUCCAACACCUAAAGGCCAAGACCAUGUCUUAGUUCCACUACAUCUGACCUUUGGUGAUGAUAUAUUUUUUGCAUCAAGUACAUAUCCUUUUUAUGACUGUGGAGAAGCUAUAAAUCUUUCAACGAACGAACCAUGCUUCUCCUGUGCAAGCAGUAGAUGGAUGUGUGAGUGGGACUGGCAUAAUCAUAAUUGUGAGGACUCAUCCUCAAAAGAAGAUGUGAUUAAACAAAAUAUGGAGGAAGAAUGCCCACAAUUUCUAAAUCCCAACCCUAAAAUGAUACCUAUGGAUUAUAUAACGGAAGUACAUUUUGAAGGGAAGAAUCUAGACAAUUAUCAGGGUCAUUCUUUCUUUAUUGGGAAUGAGGAAUUUGACUUUGAGAGCACCGUGGAACACUCAUCUGAUGUAACUUUCUCCUUUAAAAGUCGAAAGUUUUCCCAUGCAAGUGAAACUCUGCAGCUUAAUUUAUACAUAAAAACAAAUCAUGUCAAGAUUGACAGCAAGCUGAUGGUGACUUUAUACAGCUGUUCCUUUGGUCGGAAUGAUUGCAGCUUGUGUCUUGCGGCUGAUCCCAAGUAUGAAUGUGUCUGGUGUGAAAAUAGCUGUGUUUACACAAAAGUGUGCCUAACUCCUACUGCCAUCUGUCCUCCUCCAGUCAUUACUCAGAUUGAACCAAAGAACGGACCACUAAAUGGUGGAAUUUUGUUGACAAUAAUGGGAUCUAAUUUGGGCAUAAGAGCUGAAGAUGUCACAAGUAUAAUGGUGGCAGGCACUAACUGUAUAUUUAAAGAAGAAUUCUACUCUGUUUCUACCAAGGUUGUAUGUAAAGUUGAAGGUGUGCAGGAAGCAAGGAAAGGUGAAAUUGUAGUUGAUGUCAAUGGACAGCAAGGCAGAUCUACAAGUGAAGUGCAGUUUACCUAUCAGGAUCCAAACCCUACAGGAAUACAUCCCACAAGAGGUCCCCAAGCUGGAGGGACUGUCCUAACUAUCACUGGCACAAACUUGGACACUGGCUCAAGACAAGAUGUUAAUAUUUCCCUUGGCGGAGUGCCCUGUGAAGUUACCCAAUUUGGUGAAGAAAUAGUUUGUGUUACUGGGCCAAAUAUCAGGGUUGGAAAUGCUAUUGUAACAGUACAGCAUGGAAGUACUGGAAAACAAAUAGAAUAUGAACCCUUUACCUAUACAGAGAAUCCUAAAAUUGAUGGCAUCCAACCCAAAACAAGCAUACGCAGUGGAGGGCGAAAUAUUACUGUGACCGGGAGUGGUUUUGACAUCAUUCAGUGGUUUUCUGUGGAAGUCUUAGUUGAACCUUAUGGGGAUUUCUUAUCAAAGAAGAGGAGAAGAAGGCAGAUACAGGAACCACAAAUGUUUGAAGGAAACGUUAUCUCAAAAUUGAAUGACACUGCGAUAGUCUUCUUGUCUCCACCAGUUGUGGAAGAUCCAGAAAGGUAUAAAAUUGCUACACUUAUUAAAAUGGAUGGGUACGAGGAGUUGUUACAAGAGCCAUUGCAAUAUUUUCCCGAUCCAACCUUUGAAAACUUCACAGAUGGUGUCAAGAAGCAAGUCAACAAGCUGAUUCAUGCAAAGGGCAGUAAUCUGAACAAAGCCAUGACCAUCGAAGAGGCUCAAGCAUUUGUGGGAGAGCAACCCUGCAUCAUAAAAACCCUGACUGAGAAGGAUUUAUACUGUGAACCACCCGAAGUGCAGCCCCCUCCAAAGAGAAGGCAGAAGAGAGAUACAGUUAAUAACCUGCCAGAAUUCAGCGUGAAAUUUGGCUUCAAAGAAUGGGUCCUAGGAAGAGUGGAAUAUACCCAAGUGACUGACAUACCGCUGAGCCUGAUUUUGCCAUUAGUAAUUAUUCCCAUGGUGGCUAUUAUCAUCAUCUCGAUCUAUUGCUACAGACGGAAAAGUCAACAAGCAGAACGAGAAUACGAAAAAAUUAAAUCACAGCUUGAAGGCUUGGAGGAAAGUGUCAGAGACCGGUGCAAAAAGGAAUUUACAGAUCUAAUGAUAGAAAUGGAAGAUCAGACAAAUGAUAUCAACGAAGCAAGAAUUCCUGUGCUGGACUACAAGACCUACACAGACAGAGUCUUCUUUCUGCCAUCCAAGGAUGGAGAAAAAGAUGUAAUGAUCACAGGGAAGCUGGACAUUCCUGAAGCGAGGAGGGCUACUGUAGAACAGGCUCUGAAUCAGUUCUCCAAUCUCCUUAACAGUAAAUCAUUUCUCAUUAACUUCAUUCACACACUGGAAAAGCAAAGGGAAUUCUCAGCACGUGCAAAAGUGUACUUUGCAUCUCUGUUGACUGUAGCUUUACAUGGAAAAUUAGAGUACUAUACUGACAUCAUGAGGACGUUGUUCUUGGAGCUGAUGGAGCAGUAUGUGGUGGCCAAAAACCCUAAGCUGAUGCUCAGAAGAUCAGAAACAGUUGUGGAGAGGAUGCUUUCUAACUGGAUGUCCAUUUGUCUGUAUCAGUAUCUUAAGGACAAUGCUGGAGAACCUCUUUAUAAGUUGUUCAAGGCCAUCAAACAUCAAGUGGAAAAAGGUCCUGUAGAUGCUGUGCAAAUGAAAGCCAAAUAUACACUGAAUGACACUGGUUUAUUGGGAGAUGACGUAGAAUAUUCACAACUGACUGUGAAUGUAAUUGUCCAAGAUGAAGGUUCAGAGUCAGUGCCUGUAAAAGUACUCAACUGUGAUACUAUUUCUCAAGUAAAGGAGAAGAUAAUAGACCAAGUCUACCGGAAUUUACCUUACUCACAAUGGCCAAAGCCUGACAGUGUAGUUCUUGAGUGGCGUCCAGGUUCUACUGCACAGAUACUCUCAGACUUGGACUUAACAUCCCAAAGAGAUGGCAGGUGGAAACGUAUCAAUACCCUGAUGCACUAUAAUGUACGGGAUGGGGCUACUCUCAUCUUGUCUAAAAUGGGGGUCUCCCAACAGCCAGAGGAUCACCAGCAAGACAUGCCAGAGGAAAGGCAUGCCUUGUUAGAAGAGGAAAAUAAGAUCUGGCAUCUAGUUCGGCCAGUAGACGAAGUUGAUGAGGGGAAAUCGAAAAGAGGGAGCAUGAAGGAGAAGGAGAGAACCAAAGCUAUUACAGAAAUCUACCUGACAAGACUUCUCUCUGUGAAGGGUACGCUUCAGCAGUUUGUAGAUAACUUUUUCCAUAGUGUUCUUGACUCAAACCAUGUUGUGCCACCAGCUGUGAAAUACUUCUUUGAUUUCCUUGAUGAGCAAGCCGAAAAGCACGAGAUCAAAGAUGAGGAUACAAUCCACAUCUGGAAAACAAAUAGCUUGCCACUUAGGUUUUGGGUGAACAUAUUGAAAAACCCUCAUUUCAUUUUUGAUGUUCAUGUUCAUGAAGUAGUGGAUGCUUCCUUGUCAGUCAUUGCACAGACUUUCAUGGAUGCUUGCACAAGAACGGAGCACAAAUUAAGCAGGGAUUCUCCGAGUAAUAAGUUGCUCUAUGCAAAAGAGAUCUCUACAUAUAAAAAGAUGGUGGAAGAUUAUUACAAAGGUAUUCGGCAAAUGAUACAAGUAAGCGACCAGGAUAUGAAUACACAUUUAGCAGAGAUUUCUAGGGCACACACAGACUCAUUAAACACACUUGUGGCUUUACACCAGCUCUAUCAGUAUACGAACAAAUACUAUGACGAGAUCAUAAAUGCACUUGAAGAGGACCCAGCUGCACAGAAGAUGCAGCUUGCUUUUCGAUUACAACAGAUAGCGGCUGCGUUAGAGAAUAAAGUGACUGACCUUUGAUUUGAAAGCUGCAAUAAAGAAGUCUGAUCUGAAGAUGUGUAAAUUCAUUCUUCCUGAUAAGGAAAUAGUGUUCUAUUUUUUAAUGUGUAAUUACAUCUUUAAAUGGGGGGAAAUCAUUUUUUUAUAGCAAAGCUGUAAUGUAAAGAGUUUUUACUGUAAAUUAUGCUUCUAAUUAAAAUCUUGUGUUGUGUGUGAA
Euleptes europaea (tarantolino) is the source of this 5765-nucleotide messenger RNA. It is a transcript of the gene PLXNB2, whose product is annotated as plexin B2. Gene Ontology annotation, molecular function: semaphorin receptor activity; protein binding. Gene Ontology annotation, biological process: regulation of cell migration; regulation of cell shape; semaphorin-plexin signaling pathway involved in axon guidance. The transcript has 36 exons. The record is from RefSeq and is a predicted model, not a curated record. NCBI's taxonomy places the organism in Eukaryota, Metazoa, Chordata, Lepidosauria, Squamata, Sphaerodactylidae. Gene Ontology annotation, cellular component: semaphorin receptor complex. The coding region runs from base 35 to 5569 and encodes 1844 amino acids.